This is a messenger RNA of Staurois parvus, 348 nucleotides long. NCBI's taxonomy places the organism in Eukaryota, Metazoa, Chordata, Amphibia, Anura, Ranidae. The record is from the annotation of a GenBank genome assembly.
UUCCUGUGUGGAAUCCCGGGAAUACAGAGGACGGGGACAUCUCUCUGGUGGGUUCCUGUAGCAGGAUACCAUAGUGUGGCUCCAUCAGAUCCUUGUGUCCUUUUAGAAGCUCUCCUCCUCCAUCCCCCCUCCUCAUCCUCCUCCUCUUUUUACUCUUCUUUAACCUCAACUUUAUCAUCUCUCAGGUUUCCACUCUGAAUAUAUAAUGCUGUGUAUAAAUCACAACUACCAAUAAUUGUCAUCAUCUACCUGAUGAUGGUGAGGGAUGGUGUGACCUUCCUGUGUGGAAUCCCGGGAAUACAGAGGACGGGGACAUCUCUCUGGUGGGUUCCCAUGACUGGAUCCAUC